Messenger RNA from Entamoeba invadens IP1, 1458 nucleotides. RefSeq lists its product as hypothetical. Bases 1 to 1458 code for a protein of 485 amino acids. The transcript is spliced from 2 exons. Lineage: Eukaryota; Evosea; Mastigamoebida; Endamoebidae. The record is from RefSeq and is a predicted model, not a curated record.
AUGGAUCCACAAUAUCAAUAUAUUUUAUCACAUCCACCGUCGCACGAAACCACUUAUACACCCAAUAACAAAGGAAUAGUCAUGGUUCCAUGCCCUGGGUAUCAGGACAUACCCGUCAAAUAUGUCCUUAGUAAGGAAAAUCCAUAUAACUUCACACUGUUAGUGUUCCACAGUCCAGAAAAGGACUUAACCGAUAUCGACAAAGUACUCGUCAUGUUAUCAAAAUUAUUUCGAGCGCGUGCAUUCACGUUUGACUAUCCGGGCUAUGGGCUUAACAAGAACACUCAAGACUUGCCCUUCGACAAAAUGGUUGAUGCGGUGAUGCUUCAUAUGCACACCACUGGGUAUCGCCAAGACCGAACAAUAUUAUUAGGAGCGGAUUAUGGGUGUGGGCCUGCCCUCACGUAUGCCGGUAUAUUAGCGUCAAGAAAAAAAGAGAAGAUCAGUACUGAGACUUCGGGGGUCAUUCUCUUUUUUCCACGUGGCGACAUUCCUUUAGGGACGAAUUUGGACUUCUCGAACUUUUAUAAUGUGACACAGAACGCCACGUAUUUCCGCGUGUUAUUUAUAUUACACAAAAAUCACGCUGUUUUCAAUUAUAAUGAAGUGAAGAAUAUGAUGAAAGAAAAGAACUAUAAAGAUCGCGUUGAGUGUUUUAUUGAUGACUUCUCAUUAUACAAUCCCGAGUCUUUGACUAAGAAAACUUUAAUAAUAUUCUUAGACCACACAAACCCGUGGUUUCGAAGACUUAACACACAAAUCACUAAAUUGAAGACUUUGCGAUUAAAUAUCUCAAUGACGGUGACGACUGCUUUGAAGACCUCAAAGAAAAUCCCUCCACUCCCUUCACACAACAUGUUCUAUAUCACACAUUUCUUAGUGAUGAACAAGAUCGACGCCUUCUUGCCGGUCUUUGAGGAAAAGAAGAUCUACUCUGUCCUUUAUGUCGUGAUGGGGGGAAUCGAUACCUCAGUCCUUAUCGAUGAGCAAAAGAGUUUAUUAAACGCGUUGAAUGUGACAUGUCGCAAAUUUAAGACCUUUGCGACAGAGGAUUGGCUCUCGAUGCGCUGUGAGAUCCUCAGCCAGAUCCUCACCCGUGUCGACAAACAGACAAACAUCCUCGACAAACGGACAAAAGCAAUUCAAAGUGCCAAAAAAGUCGAAUUACCUGAAACAGUCUUCAACAAUGAUCAGGGGGUCGAGAUGGAUUCUGAAGGCGUUGGGAGUGUAGCCAGUACAGAGCAGACCUUUAUCAGUGUAUCAGGAAUGAAGAUGUUAAACCCUCGAAAAAAGACGGUAAUAGGGACCGUCAACAAAUACGUGUUACCAAAGUGGGCAAAAGGAACUGAAUGUGACUCCUCGAUAUUUGUAAAACAGCCAGUGAACUUCCCCGAUUACUUCCAGUUCAAAAUUAACUUGUCCAACAGGAGAAGGAAUACUCUCGAAGAAAAGAACUAA